Molecule: messenger RNA, 2206 nt
Organism: Neocloeon triangulifer
Lineage: Eukaryota; Metazoa; Arthropoda; Insecta; Ephemeroptera; Baetidae
Gene: SLC5A11
Product: sodium-coupled monocarboxylate transporter 1
Exons: 13
Coding region: 321-2075 (584 amino acids)
Biological process (GO): sodium ion transport; transmembrane transport
Cellular component (GO): membrane
Molecular function (GO): symporter activity
Source: RefSeq, a predicted model, not a curated record
GACUUGUCCGCGUUCGAAACUCGGCAGCCGCUGCUAAAUAAAUUCGGCAUUUCUGCAUCAUUUUCGCUUUCGUCGGCAACCCUCGUUUGAAAAAGGACAAGAACAAUAGAAAACACCAAAAAUCCAGGUGGUUGAAUCAGAAAUCAUCAAUCAUUCGGUUAUUUAUGGACGAUUUGAUCCCGCGAUAGGAAAUUUUUGUGAUCGCACUCUUGCGCCCGAUUCAAGGAUUAAUUGAUUGCGACGUGAUUGCAGCAGCAGAAUUUUAGCAACUCUGGACGGCGGGUGUCUACUUUUGCAAUACGUGGAUCAGCAGCUUGGAAAUGGACGCGGUCGUGUACGCCGACCGCUUUUCGUGGCAGGACUAUCUGGUGUUCAGCCUAAUGCUGCUGCUGUCGGCUGGCGUCGGCGUCUACCACGGCUUCUUCGGCCAGCAUCAAAAGUCCACCACCGAGUACCUUCUUGGCGGGCGCAAUCUGCGAGCUUUUCCAGUUGCAAUGUCACUCGUCGCAAGCUACAUAUCAGGUGUGACCGUGCUAGGAACCCCUGCUGACAUCUACAAAUACGGCUCUCAAUACUGGAUAAUCGUAGUCGGCAUCGCCUGCAUGGGCCUCACCGUCGCCAAAGUGUUCUUGCCUGUCUUUUGUCAGCUGCAAAUCAAAUCUUCGUAUGAAUACCUGGAAAUGAGAUUCGAUCGAAGGGUUCGGACGUUUGCUUCGGUCUUGUUUGUCUUUGACGAGAUUGUCUUUCUGCCCAUUGUGAUCUACGUUCCAGCUCUUGCAUUCAGCCAAGUGACUGGAGUUGGUAUCUACCAGAUAGGAGUGGUUGUGUGUGCUGUUUGCAUAUUCUACACUGUAUUGGGCGGUUUGAGGGCUGUGGUAUGGACUGAUACAUUGCAAAUCAUUCUCAUGUUUACAUCUGUGCUGAUCGUUGUUACCUUAGGCACAGUUUCUAUUGGUGGCGUCCCAGAAGUGUGGGAGCGGUGCCAAGAAGGCGACAGACUAGAAAUUUUUAAUUUCAAUCCAAGCCCUUUCGAGAGGCACACGGUGUGGAGUUUGGUCAUCGGUGGCUACUUUUACUGGACCUCAUUCAACGCUGUCAACCAAACCAUGGUCCAGCGAUACAUGUCUCUUCCGUCAUUGAAGCACGCUCAGAUUGCUAUUGGAAUUUUUACUGUGGGCAUCAUUGGCAUAGUGAGCAUUUGUUGCUACACCGGCCUGCUGAUCUACGCCACCUACCACCAGUGUGACCCCCUGUUGUCUCAUCAGAUUGAGGACUACGACCAACUGCUGCCUCACUUCAUGAUGAAGACUGUGGGUCAUCUGAAGGGUCUCCCAGGACUUUUCAUGGCGGGAAUAUUCAGUGCUGCUCUGAGUUCGCUUUCGACAAUUCUCAACUCUUUGCCCUCUGUGAUCUUGGAAGAUUUUCUGUUCAGCUGCUGCAGCUUGAAACUUUCAGAGUGGUGGGAGCAAUUCAUUGCAAAAGGACUGGUUCUGUUUUUUGGAAUUUUGGCUGUGGCUUGCCUAUUCAUCGUUGAGCCACUGGAGGGUAUUUUGGAGGUUACGACAAGUCUGACUGCAAUUGCUGCAGGAACAUCAUUUGGAAUGUUUGCCCUUGGCAUGCUCUUCCCUUUCGCUAACGGAACGGGUGCUUUAUGCGGAGCUGUCGCUUCUUCUGUGCUGGUUGGCUGGUUGUCCCUGGGCGCCCACUUUGCCUCUCUAAAUGGAUUUUCAAGGCCAAUCUUGCCCGUCUCAACCGAGGGAUGUAAUAUCAAUGAAACACUCAAUUUCAUAACCCCAAGAACAAACGACGAUGUGUUCAUCCUGUACAAAUUGUCAUAUUUGUGGUUGGCGCCAAUUGGUGUGACAACCGUAAUUUCUGUCGGUUUGAUUGUCUCUUGGUUAACUGGCAAGGAGGACAUUGAACUGGCCAAUCCAGACCUUUUCUCGCCCGUGAUAAAAGGGUUUCUUCCCACACUGGGCCAGCGACGCCAAGCGCCCCCCUCAGAGUGCAUCGAAAUCAACUCCAGUGCGAAGGAAAGAAACGCUGUAGACGAAGAGGCAACGACUGUCUCCUGAAUUUGCUCAAAUUCUUAAAUAGGGACCAUUUUAUUUCUCUCUGUUGGCGGCGUCUGGCACGCUAGCUUCGAUGCAUGACAAUAUAUCAUUGAGUGGUCCAGUAGCAUAAAAUCUGACAUUCCAAUUGCUGA